GGCAGAUGCCUGGUGAUGGACUAUUAGAGCUCAUGUGAUCUGUCACAUGACAGCGGAUCUCCAGAAAGGCAGAAUGAGACUCCGAGCCUGCCUCCUAGGGCUCCUUGUCCUCUUCGUCACUGGUAAAUGCAGUCACAGCCCGGAGCCUGACCAACAGCGGACGUUGCCCCCGGGCUGGGUGUCCCUGGGCCGUGUAGACUCUGAGGAAGAGCUGAGUCUCACUUUUGCCCUGAGACAGCAGAACGUGGAAAGAUUAUCCGAGCUGGUACAGGCUGUAUCGGAUCCCAGCUCUCCUCAUUACGGAAAAUACCUGACCCUAGAGGAUGUGGCUGAACUGGUCCGGCCAUCCCCACUGACCUUCCGCACAGUCCAAAAAUGGCUCUUGGCAGCUGGAGCCCGGAACUGCCACUCAGUGAUCACACAGGACUUUCUGACUUGCUGGCUGAGUGUCCGACAGGCAGAACUGCUGCUCUCUGGGGCUGAGUUUCAUCGCUAUGUGGGAGGACCUGGAGAGAUCCAUGUUAUAAGGUCCCCACGUCCAUACCAGCUCCCGAAGGCCUUGGCCCCGCAUGUGGACUUUGUUGGGGGGCUGCACCGCUUUCCUCCCACGUCAUCCCUGAGGCAACGUCCUGAGCCACAGGCAUCAGGGACUGUUGGCCUGCACUUUGGGGUGACCCCAUCCGUGAUCCGUCAGCGAUACAACUUGACAGCACAAGACGUGGGCUCUGGCACAACCAACAACAGCCAAGCCUGUGCCCAGUUUCUGGAGCAGUAUUUCCAUGACUCAGACCUGGCUGAGUUCAUGCGCCUCUUUGGUGGGAACUUUGCACACCAAGCGUCAGUAGCCCGUGUGGUUGGACAACAGGGCCGGGGCCGGGCUGGGAUCGAGGCCAGUCUAGACGUGGAGUACCUGAUGAGUGCCGGAGCCAACAUCUCUACCUGGGUCUACAGUAGCCCUGGCCGCCACGAGUCACAGGAGCCCUUCCUGGAGUGGCUCCUGCUGCUCAGUAAUGAGUCAGCCCUGCCACAUGUGCACACUGUGAGCUAUGGAGAUGAUGAGGACUCUCUCAGCAGCGCCUACAUCCAGCGGGUCAACACCGAGUUCAUGAAGGCGGCCGCUCGGGGUCUCACUGUGCUCUUUGCGUCAGGUGACAGUGGGGCUGGGUGUUGGUCUGUCUCGGGAAGACACCAGUUCCGUCCCAGCUUCCCGGCCUCUAGUCCCUAUGUCACCACAGUGGGAGGCACAUCCUUCCAGAAUCCAUUCAGAGUCACAAAUGAGAUCGUUGACUAUAUCAGUGGUGGUGGCUUCAGCAAUGUGUUCCCGCAGCCUUCAUACCAGGAGGAAGCUGUAGCCCAGUUCCUGAGUUCCAGUCCUCAUUUACCACCAUCCAGUUACUUCAAUGCCAGUGGCCGUGCCUACCCAGAUGUGGCUGCACUCUCUGAUGGCUACUGGGUGGUCAGCAACAGCGUGCCCAUUCCUUGGGUGUCUGGCACCUCGGCCUCUACUCCAGUGUUUGGUGGGCUACUAUCCCUGAUAAACGAACAUAGAAUCCUCAGCGGCCGCGCCCCUCUUGGCUUUCUCAACCCAAGGCUCUAUAAGCAGCGUGGAGCGGGACUCUUUGAUGUAACCCAUGGCUGCCAUGAAUCCUGUCUGAAUGAAGAGGUGCAGGGUCAGGGUUUCUGCUCUGGCCCUGGCUGGGAUCCUGUGACAGGCUGGGGAACACCCAACUUCCCAGCUCUCCUGAAGACAUUAAUCAACCCUUGACCUGUCUUCCACCCCACAGCUGGUGGCUCGGUCCCUUAUUCUGCACUGUUGGAAGCCCUGCUGAACCAUCAACCGUUGACUGCUGCAAACAAUUUAUCUCUCUAACCCUGAAAUGCUCUGAGCUUGACUUGACUCCCAACCUUACCCUGUUCCAUCAUGCUCAGGUCUCCCUACUCCUGCCUCAUGUUCUGAUUAAGAUGCUAUUACCAAUAUUGUUACAGAUGUUAUAACCAGUACUGUUAUAACCUACCCCAUCCAAACCCCCCUCCUAUUUCUUCUUUCUCUUUUCAACCAAGCGUUUUCAAACAGUUGUCUGUGCUUUCUGUGUAUACUUUCACUUUAUGUUCUCUCAGUUCAUUGCAAUGAGACCUAGGCUCUCACUUUUACACUCUUUCUUCCCCUGGCGGUGACAAACAAUGGGUGUCCUGCUGCUUCAUCCAGUGCACACUUCCCAGCCUUUGCUUUAUGGGCUCUCUGUCAUAGCUUUUCUCACUCUACCCAAUGUUCCCUGGAACAAAUCAAUCACCUGGUAUCCACAGCUGUCACCAUCUGACAAAAUCAGACUUUAUAUCCGACAGUGAUUGAUACCUCAAAUGCAAGUUGUGUAAUACUCAAUACUUUAUCUCCCUCUUUUCCCAAUUCCAGACUGUUCUCUUGUGUUCCUUCUUGGUAAAUAAUACUAUGCUUCUUCCAACCAGGCCAGAAACCUAAGUGUUAUCCUAGACUUCCAUCUCUUUCACCUCCUCCUCCCCAUGACCACUGUCAAUCAAUAACUCCUACUGACUUUACCUCUUAAAUAUAUCUUUAGUAAGCCACAAGUCCUGCCAGUUAUAUUUCCUAACUAUAUCCAGAACUCAUCUACUUCUCUCCAUCUCCACUGCUAUUACAUUAGCUUAGAGCCAUAUUCUCUCUCCCUCCGAAUUGUUCGGAGACCCUUGCAAAAAGUGCCCUUACUUCCUGCCCAUCCAUGGUCCACAGAACCAUUUUCCCAGAAUAAAAUGCAAAUCCCAUCAGGUUAUUUACUUAAGACCCUUCAAAGGUCACUGAUUAAAUUAGGGCUUUUUCCUAUGACUCACAAACCUGAUCCUUUCCUUGCUAUUUGUUCUUGAGUAACAAAUUGUUUACCCUCCUUGCUCUCCCUGCCCCCGCCCCCCGCUCCACUUUCACUUUUGCUCAAGAUAUUCUGUACCCUUAACAUGAACCCAGACUCCCUUUAACUGAUUGGUUUCCAGGAUUCUUUUAAGACUCAGCUCAGAAGUCAUCUCCUCCUGCGAACCUUUUGGCUCCCUGAAGUUAGUUGAUUUGGGUAUAGCAGAAAAAUUUUAGCUUUUUUGAAACCAAAUCUGUUUGAUUCUUGGUUCUGAUGUAGACUACAAGAGAGCUUUGGGCAAGUAAGUUCAUCUCCCUGAAUCUUUUCUCUAGUCUGUUAAGUGGGGAUAUCACUAUCUGCCUCUCACAAUAAUCAGGGAAUAAUUAAGUGGAAUAAAGUUGAUAGAGUGCCUGACACAAAGAAGUAGGCAGCAGAUGUUAGUGCCCUUCCUCCCUUGCACCGCAUACUAUGUCUACCUCUAGUACUGUUAACUCCAACAUAGUAUUGAAAAUCCUUGUUUACCUGUUUGCCUCUCUUUCCAAGAGUAGAACCUGGUCUUACUUAACUUUGUAUUUCCAGGCCCUAGCUCAGUUUUGGCAAUUUGGAAUUAAAUAAAUGUUGCGUUGAAAACCCCA
Molecule: messenger RNA, 3490 nt
Organism: Hyaena hyaena (striped hyena)
Lineage: Eukaryota; Metazoa; Chordata; Mammalia; Carnivora; Hyaenidae
Gene: TPP1
Product: tripeptidyl peptidase 1
Exons: 13
Coding region: 47-1765 (572 amino acids)
Biological process (GO): proteolysis; central nervous system development
Molecular function (GO): tripeptidyl-peptidase activity; serine-type endopeptidase activity
Source: RefSeq, a predicted model, not a curated record